GUGAAGGAGAUUGACAUGAGUACAAUUAAUAAGGUGGUGAAACCUCACGGCAGUUCUGGUAGCCAGCCUGUAGUCAGUCCCAAGUACUGUCCUGGAGUAAACAACAGUCCAGGUUACCUGUGUGAAACAGGACACUGCUGCGGAGAGACGGGCUGCUGUACCUACUAUUAUGAACUCUGGUGGUUCUGGCUGUUGUGGACGGUGCUGAUCCUGUUCAGCUGUUUCUGUGCUUACCGCCACCGCCGGGCCAAGCUGAGAAUCCAACAGCAGCAGAGACAGAGAGAAAUCAAUCUGAUCGCCUAUAACGGAGCCUGCAACUACCCUUCCUCAAUGCUGGACCUCAGUUUUCUGGCUUCCUUCAAGUUGCCCUCCUACGAAGAGGUGGCUGCGCAGCCCAGCACUCCUCCGCCACCUUACAGCUCCGUCUUUGCUUUACAAGGAGCUACCACAGGGGGUCCCGGCUCCUCUUACCCCCAUCAUCACCACCACCGUCACCCCUGUCCUCCCUACCUGGGCCCCGGCCCAAGCGGCUUGACCUCCUCCCAGAGCUCCGACAACUACACCAGCUGCUCCUGUGAGUCAUGCUCCCUCACCUCCCCGUCCAGCACCUCCUUCUCUGUGCAGGUGACAGACGAGACGUACGACAGCAGCCACAUGUCCACGCCCAGUGAAGCAGGAGGCGACUUUGCCGUCAUGCCGAGAGUCGGGGCUGGCUUCACGCCGACGUCCCCCCCACCUCCUCCAUCGCAAGUUCCACCUGAUGUGAUACCUGCGGCCACUCCAGACGUCAUACCAAGAGAAGAACGGGAGGAAGAGGAGAGGCAGAAAGGCCACUUUAGUAAAGGAGGGAAAGAGGUUGUGAAGGAGGGGGAAAAAGCAGACAUGUUGCAUGACAGUGUGGACUGUUCCCACCGAACGAAGGCCGCCGUGCACUCGCCUGUCGUGGAGAACUGUGCGGAGCAGCGUGGCCACGUCUCAUCGUCGUCCGCCGUCAUCCACAAGAGCGGCGAGGCCAUCGUCACUGUGGAGUCCUCGUAA
Molecule: messenger RNA, 1038 nt
Organism: Stegastes partitus (bicolor damselfish)
Lineage: Eukaryota; Metazoa; Chordata; Actinopteri; Pomacentridae
Product: WW domain-binding protein 1
Exons: 5
Coding region: 16-1038 (340 amino acids)
Source: RefSeq, a predicted model, not a curated record